Molecule: messenger RNA, 1776 nt
Organism: Plasmodium berghei ANKA
Lineage: Eukaryota; Apicomplexa; Aconoidasida; Haemosporida; Plasmodiidae
Product: conserved protein, unknown function
Exons: 1
Coding region: 1-1776 (591 amino acids)
Biological process (GO): recombinational repair
Source: RefSeq, a predicted model, not a curated record
AUGUUAGAUGAAAACUUGUCAUGCCUACUGGAUGAAAGUGACGAUGAUUGUAUUAAGAAAAACAAUAAAAAAAAUGAAUUGAAAAAUAAUAAGCAAACACCCCAUUCUUCCAAGGGAAGUGUGCAAAAAAGUAAUAAGCAAAAUCCAUUAAGCUCUAUACUAAAUUUCAAUAUUCGGAAUAUUGGGAAUUUAGAUAGUUUUUUUAAAAAUAAUAAUGACGAAAAUAGAAAUGUAAGCAACAACAGUAGCUGCAUCAAUACUACUGAUCAUUUUAAUUAUCAAAAUUCCCUUCGAAAUAAUUCCUUCUUUUAUAGUAAUAUAAAUGGCGAGGAUGAUGAUAAUACAAGCACGUUAGGAAAAGGAGAAACAAAUAAAACAAAAAAUUAUGAACAUGUCAGCAAAAAAUGUUAUAAAAAUAAUAAUUUACAUGAACAAAAAAAUGCUCAGUUAAAAAAUAAUAAAAGUAGCAAUAAUAAUAGUCAUAAAAUUGCGGUGAACUCUGAAAUGCACGAAAGUGUAAAUAAUACGAAUUGCACAAAUAAAAAACAAACCGUCCACGGAAUUGGGAACCAUUGCAAGUUAAGCAAAAAUAAAAAUUCAGAAUUGCCAAAUAAUGCAAUAAAUACAAAUUAUGAUAUUAAUAAUAAAGAAGAAGAUAAAUUAUAUAUGAAUACGACAAGGAAUAUAUCGAGAAAGAUACCUAGACAUGAAACAAAUUUGUAUAAAGAACAUUUUUUAAAAAAACAAAUAAAUAACGAUCAAAUAUUUCAAAGAAAAGAAGCUUAUAAUAAUGAUGACGAUGCUACACUGGGAACUAAUAUAUGUAAUUGGAUUGAUGAAAAUAAUAUAUCAAAUGGUGAUAUUAUGAAAAUAACCAAAAAUAAAAAGAGUAAUGAACUGGUUUUACAUAAUAAUGAAAUAGUAAAAAAUACAUUUUCUAAUUAUUCAUACCUAAGUGAAAAAAAUAAUAUAAAUAAUGAGAAUGAUAUGAAUUUUGAUAGCUUGUUAAGUUUCGAAACAAAUAAAAAGAGUUAUUCAACAUCCAUAUUAAAUAACAUCGAUUCAUAUGAUACGCUAAAUUUAAAAAAAACAGAUUUACAAAAUAUUAAAAAUAAUAUAAACGAAUUGACAAAUAAUAUUCCAAGUUAUAUUAGUAAAGAACAAAUUAAUAAAGAUGCUCCAUUUUUGAUUGAAAACAAUUUAAUUGAAAAUGAAAAAUUAUCAUCAAAUAUAUAUAAUAAGAAGGAUUAUGAUCGAAAUAAAAAAUUAAUAUAUUGUUAUUCAUUUAUAAAAUAUAAUUCCUGGUUAAAAGCCUUAAAAAUCUUGAACCUCCCAAUAGACCCAUUCCAUUUGAGUAUUAAUGCACAUAAAUAUUUUCGAAAAAAUAAUAACACAAAUAAUAAUGAUUCUUUUCUUUAUAUAUAUAAUAUACAUAAUAUUUUAAAAAAUAAACAUUUUUCUAAUUAUAAAAUUAAUAAAAUGAUUGUUCUUAUAAAAAAUAUAAAAUGCCAUAAUCAUGGUUAUUUUAUUAUUUGUAUGGAUCCAUCAGGUCAAAUGCCUGCAUCUUUACAUCACGAAAUUGAAAAAGAAUACAAAAAAUAUAUAGAUGUAGGUUCAACACUAAUACUUAAAGAUGUAACAGUUUUUGAAACUAUAGAUAAUUUACCAUAUCUAAUUAUAACAUUAAGAAGCCUUGUUCGAGUUAUAAAAGCCGAAGAUACACAUUAUUCAGUUAAAGACGAAAUAUAUAAUAAAAUAUGUUCAUUAAUAAAAUAA